CACACUCCUGUGCGGUAGGUGGCGGUAAUGCACCAUAAGCUGGAUGUCAGACAAGUAGCGGAAGCAGCUGCCACCGAAAGCGUUGUUGCUAGUUGUCGCCGCCAGAAUUUGAGCCAGUUUCUUCCUUGCAGGUUGCUGAUUUGUUUGAACUGGUGAAUCUCUGAAAAUGAGUGAUCAGAAAAGUGACCAAAGUGAUGUGGACAGUCUGUCCGACAGUGAGGAAUCCGAGCCAGAAGAACAACCAAAUACAACUCCCUUUGACCAAGAGCUGGACCAUGAUGACAAUGAGGACGGGGACUUCGGAGGAGUUGUCGUCUCUGCUCCAGCUGCUCAGAUGUCAUUCAGUCUGAGAGGAGGGGGCUCAGCUUUCUCCAACCGCAGCCAGAGUAUCUUUGACAAACUGGACAAUGCGGUCCAGCGGACCGCAUCUUCUACGAGCCAGGAUAACAUUACAGAUGGAGUGUUUGCUUUGCCUCAGCCUCCGUGUCCCAGCUUGAAAAGGAGCCAACCUCAAUCCACCAGCUCCACACCCCCAAAAAAGAAAGAAUUCCCAGACUACGUGGCGCACCCUGAACGUUGGACCCACUACAAUCUGGAGGACGUGACUGAGACCAGUGAUCAAGACAACAGCAGGGUCGCUCACCAAUUCCUGUCCAGUCUGAAGAAGGACAGAGAGUGUGAUUCCCCCUGUAACAUCCAGGAGAAGAUGAUCUUCUCCAGACCAAACAAACUGCCUAAGGACCAGACAGCAGAUCAGCCGUCAGCUGUCAGAGCAAAUGCGAGGGGGAUGCAUCUUAGUCAUCUGGAAGACGAAGAGGGUUGGAUGGAGGCCAGAAAGAAAGAAAAGUCUGGAGGAAAUGGAACAGAGCAGGAGGAAGAAGAGAUCAAGGAGAGAAAGACAGACAAGGAGAAAAACAUUAGAGUUUUGGGUCAACCAGAGGAGGAGAAAAAGAAACAGAUGCCUAAAGAAAGAGAGGAGGGGACGGGGGUAAAGACUGAGGAUGCCAAGCCCAGCUUUACCACCUUCAGGAAACCUAAGAGUAAAAACUACAGGAAGAGUACAGAGCAAGAAGACAACUGACCGUGAUACAACUAUCACUUCUUCACUGUCAUGAUGAUCCAAGUAGAAAACUCCCUGUUGUACAGUCACGUGUCAGAGCUCCAUCACCAAACCUCCUGCUCUUUAGUUCAUCAGAUAUUCUGUGGCCUUGCUGGUAGAAAGUUUCAGGUCAUGAACAGAAUAGAACAAUCCAGUAGAUUUACACUCUGGACAAUGAGGAUGACAAUUUUGAGUCAACUAAAUUCCAGGGCAAAAGCCAUCUCUGAGGAUCAACACCUGUACAGUCCAAUACUGGCAAAUCAUUGUGUUGUGUCGUUAACUGUUGUAAAAUGUUUAGUUUGUGUUCCAGGUUUGAUCAAUAAGCUUAUAUAGUGAUGGUGGUGUACUGGACUGCUGUGUAUUCAGAGGUUGUUCCUAAUGUAAAUAUUAGAAUGGACUCUGAGUAUGAUGUCAUCCUAUAUAACAGCACCUUUAAACAGAAAACUGGAUUCACACAUUUCGGGCAAUAUUAACAACACCUCAAACUUGAUAAAGAGAAAUGCUGUGACAGAACUGGUUGAUGGCUUGUAUCAUACAUAUAAACCUAAUAAAAUGGACCUUGUGUUUAUGUAA
This is a messenger RNA of Pleuronectes platessa (European plaice), 1672 nucleotides long. RefSeq names its product tumor suppressing subtransferable candidate 4 (gene tssc4). The record is from RefSeq and is a predicted model, not a curated record. Lineage: Eukaryota; Metazoa; Chordata; Actinopteri; Pleuronectiformes; Pleuronectidae. The transcript is spliced from 2 exons. Bases 167 to 1081 code for a protein of 304 amino acids.